Molecule: messenger RNA, 1599 nt
Organism: Tripterygium wilfordii
Lineage: Eukaryota; Viridiplantae; Streptophyta; Magnoliopsida; Celastrales; Celastraceae
Product: receptor-like protein 15
Exons: 1
Coding region: 337-1410 (357 amino acids)
Molecular function (GO): protein binding
Source: RefSeq, a predicted model, not a curated record
UCAAAUAAUAAUUUUUCGGGUGCUAUUCCAGAGCAGUUUGUCAGCCCGUGGUCCUCGUUAUCAUUCGUGAAACUAUCAAACAACAAAUUCUGUGGUCAUGUACAUCGAACAAGUUUCAACUCAAGUUUACUUUCGUAUCUACUAUUGGAUAACAAUACCCUUGAGGGGAAGAUACCUGAUUUCUCAUCCGUGAACUCUCUAGUUUUGUUGGAUAUAAGUCAUAACUCCUUCUCUGCAGGCAGGAUUCCAAGAUGGAUAUCAAAGUUAUCAAAUCUAGAGACAUUUGCUCUAUCUGAUAAUCAUUUGGAGGGUCCCGUUCCUCAAGAAUUUUGCCAAAUGAAUAGUCUUGUUUUUUUGGAUCUUUCAAAGAACAAUCUUUCUGGCAAUAUUCCACUUUGUUUCAUCCAAUUAACAAAGUUACAGUCUGUUCAUUUAUACAAAAACAAGAUGACAGGACCACUGCCUAGUGCUUUUAUGAACUUUUCUGAGAUAGUGACUUUAGAUCUUACAGAUAACGACUUCAGUGGCACCAUCCCAAAUUGGAUUGGGAAUUUCUCAAACUUGGGUGCUCUUCUAUUGAAAGAAAAUCAUUUUCAUGGUGAAAUUCCUGUUGAGUUGUGCCAAUUAACCAAAUUAAGCUUCUUGGAUCUUUCGUUGAAUAAUUUUUCAGGUCGCUUGCAUAGUUGUUUAGGUAAUUUGACUUUUGGAAACCAAAAUGGCUUUUCAUCUUCAAAUUUGAGAGUAAAUUAUGAUGUACCAGAAGAUAUAGAGUUUGUGACCAAGAACAUUGUCCUUGAUUACUCAUCAUAUUUGAUCCUUCGUGAAAUGUAUGGGAUUGACCUCUCCAGCAACCAGUUCUGUGGUGAAAUCCCUCAUCAAUUUGGAAACUUAAGCAGAGUCAGAGUGCUAAACCUAUCGCACAACAAUUUGAUUGGGCCGAUCCCAGAGACAUUCUCCAACUUAAAGAGCAUAGAAAGUUUGGAUCUUUCUUACAACUACUUGAAUGGCAGAAUUCCCCCACAGCUUACCGAGUUGAACUCUCUUGAAGUGUUCACCGUGGCACACAAUAAUUUGUCAGGACCAGUUCCAGAUAGGAAAGCUCAAUUCGGGACCUUUGAUGAAAGCAGUUAUGAGGGAAAUCCGUGUCUUUGUGGACCUCCAUUGAAUAACAGCUGCAAUGAAAUCGAUUCUGAAUUGCCAAUUCCAAAUGAAUUUUCUGGUGAAGGUGAUGAUGAUAGUUUCAUGGACAUGUUUGUUUUCUACAUCAGUUUUGCGGUAUCUUACAUCAUGGUAUUGUUGGGAAUCGCAACAGUGUUAUGCAUAAAUCCAUAUUGGCGGCAAGUGUGGUUUUACCAUGUAGAGUUGUGGAGUACUCGUUGCUAUUACUUUUUAUUGGACAAAUUCAUAUAAGCAGUCCAGCUUCUGAAGUAUGCUUUUGUUCCCAGAUGUAAUGCAGUCCUACAACUCUGCUUGUUUUCAACUCAUUAUAAGUUGGUUUGAUAAACAAUUGAGGCAAUGUAUAUAUGCAAAGAAAUUGCCUUUUUUAUUUUCAAAUAAAUUGUGUCCCAAUAGGAGAGCAAAUUUCUCUUGAUUUUUUGA